AUGGUUGGUGUAAAAGGUUUAAAUUGCAUCUGCUCUGAAGGUUUUAUCAGGUCUAAAAGUGGUGAUUGCAUCUUGCUCAGCAAAACUGCUGAAGAAAACGUUGUGCCUUCUCAGCCGUCAUUUAAUUUUUCGAUUGAGGGGCCAUCAGUCGUUCAGUUGCCUCAAAAUUCAGUUCUGUUGAAAGUUGUUUUUAAUGGUACUCAGACUUGCAUCAAUUGUACUUUUUAUUGGGAAGUAUUGGAAGGUGUAGGCUUCGCUACCUCUGACACUUAUACGAAACCUGUAUUAAAGCUUGUAGAUCUCAGAGAAGGCACUAUACGUCUACGAAUAACGCUAAAAAAUGGAACUUUGGUUGCAUUUCGAGAUACUUUAUUGAAAAUUUUGCCGAAAAAACAGGGAAAUAAAGCACCUAUUGCUGUUAUACGUCCAACCAGAUAUUUUAUAGGAAGUUCUGAUGACAGUGGAGAGCUUGAAUUUGAGUGGAAAAUGUUAAAUGGCCCGGCUGUCCUUUUGCCUGCUAUGAAUACUGCGAUAAUGCGACUUGAUGGCUUACUUAUAGGGAAUUAUACAUUUCAGUAUGUUUUAUCAGGAUUGACUGUUAGGGAUAAGGAAGGUGCUACAAGCAAUCAAAAUGUGGAUGUCAUCGUUAAUCCUAAAAGGGAUGAUCCUCCUAAAGCUCAUAUUAACGAAUGCGGUGAUUCUUCCCCUAUUUCAACCAUUGAUGUUCGCCUACCUCGUGAAACUCUUUUGUUAUGUGCCAACCAAUCAACUGAUGAUUAUGGUAUAGAGUCUUACAAUUGGUUCAGAGUGGAUAAUUUUACUUCGCAGCUGUCAUUGGAUUAUUCAGGCUCAACAACAUCUGUAUUGGCUAUAACGAAUUUGCAAACGAAUGAAAAAUUCGGUCCUUACGUUUUUCGUCUUGAAGUUAAAGAUAAAAGUGGUAAUAAAGAUUCAACGAAUGUGAGUAUUCUUGUAAACAAAGCCGUCAAUCAGAAACCACGUCCAGAUGCUGGUGGAAACCAAACUAUAGAAUUACCACAGAAUUCUAUUGUAUUGAACGGAAAUGUAAAAGAUGAUGGCGAAAUAUCGAGUUACAUGUGGUAUCAAAUUAGGUAUAAAUAUUUCCUAUUAAUUUUAUUUUAUGGUCCGAGUGAAGCAAUCUUUGUUAAUCGUGAUAAAUCGAAGUGCACUGUAAGUGGAUUGAUAGAAGGAUUAUACCAAUUUCGUUUCAAUGUUACAGAUGAUGGUGGUCUUUCAGCUGUAGAUGACACAUUCGUUGCGGUCAUUCGAAGUAAAAAUGAACCACCUGUUGCUAAAGCUUCCAAUAUUACAGUAACUUUGCCGGCUAAUCUAGCAAUAUUGAACGGUAGUUCUUCAUUCGAUGAUGCUGGCAUUGUUCGUUAUUUGUGGAUCCCAAACGAUGACGUUCCAGCAUGCAUUACAUUCCUUGGCGAUUCUGUAUCAAAUCCUAUUGCAUAUUUACAUGGAAUUGUACCAGGUGUAUUCUUAUUCACUUUGAAAGUUUGGGAUCAAUCAGAAGAGCAGAAUUCUACUGUGGUUUCUUUGACGGUGCUUCAAGGAGAUGAACAUUUAAAUUCUGUCGAAAUGUUCAUAAAUCAGGCAAUUUUUGAUAUGACUUAUCGUCUACGAACAAAAUUAGAAAAGAGUCUCAGUGCUGCAUUAGUCACGAAGGUUUUUUUUUUCAUGAAAUUGACAGGGACCAAUGCUCUUGAAAACAGUGAUGAAGUGAUCAAAACUUCUGUAUGGAAUACUGUUAGUGCAAACAAAGCCGUUGAAUUCUUGCGUGCGGAAAGCAAUAUGAUCAGCGAAUUUCAAAUUGUCUCUAUCAACACUCUAUGCAAAAUGAGAGUUUCUACGCGAAUUUUGGAGAAUCACAGAAAUUUGAUUAAACUUAACUUUUCAGAUUGCUUUCUUGAUUGUUCUGGCCACGGAGUAUGCAGUAAUUUUACAAAAGAGUGUCUGUGUAACCGAUAUUGGAUGUCAAACAUUAUUGCUUAUCUCAUUAAUGGAACAAAACGAGAUUGAAUGAUGAAGCGUCAUCGUAUACGGCGCAGACGAGCCAAUCGCAAUGACGGAACGUCGUCAUCUCAAAAUGGUUUUUCAAAUGGAUCAGUCAAGUGCCUUAAAAAUGAAAGAUCCUAUGCACUACUUGUACCAUCAGAUUCAUUAAGUUCCGAAGAUGAAUUGAUAAAUCGUGUAAAUUUUUCGCGUGCAACUACAAAUAGAGAAUUAGAACUUCGUGCGCGAUCUUCAGAUUCUGUGAAUUUCACUUGA
This is a messenger RNA of Dracunculus medinensis (Guinea worm), 2295 nucleotides long. The record is from the annotation of a GenBank genome assembly. Lineage: Eukaryota; Metazoa; Nematoda; Chromadorea; Rhabditida; Dracunculidae.